AUGCUACCCGUCGUUCGCUAUCAAACAUCCGUGGGUGACUUUUCAACGGACGUUGAAGCAGCAGUGCAUACUCCAUAUCGGCCACUGAGUAAACCACUUCGAGUGCCUAGGGUCAAGAUCAUCUUAAUGGAUUUUUCGGGUAACCUGAAGAUUUCAUUCAAUUGGACAACGCUGAGCACCCUGGUUGCACAAAUCCCAAAUGAAUCCAAUACGUUAAAUGAAACGAACAAUUUCGUCCUUACACACGUGGAGUGGUUUAACGAAACCAACUUUCUCCUAUUUGGUGUUUUCGACACCGAACGAUGUGGAUUCAUUUUACUGUGUUCCGUGUUGCAGGAACAAAAAGAGAGGCGAUGUCAACAUGUUUGGUAUCAAUGUGUUUGGAAAGGAUCCUUGAAUAUGCAACGCUCGUCGGCGGAAUUAGCGGGAUCAUCAAAUGGUAUAGAUCAAUUCAUCACCAAGUUACCAUACAUAACAGCAACAGAAGACACCACUUAUCAAAUCGCAAUAUUACGGCUCGUGCCUGGCGAGAGGAAUCAAGUCACUUGGUUGACGACCCACCCAAUCCAAGUGCAUGACUUGCUGCAUAUUAGCAAUAAAAGCAUAUUCUUUACAGGCACUGUUCAGCCAGCCACUAGGCACUUGUACAGGUUAGAUCUCCUUCCUAAUUGGACAGUCUGGUGCCUUACGUGUGUGGAACUGAAUAGCCGUUUGACUAGUUUGUUGCCAGUGAACGAUUUAAACAUGAUGAGAAUAGUACCUGCAGAGAAGGUAAACCUGACUGGUGGCCUUUUGCGCAGUGCUGCACGGAACGCCACCUUUCGAACUAUCACUCGUGUUGAGCUCUCCACCAGUGGCGUAUGCUUUACACUGCAAUGGGAUACUGGAAAUGAGAUAUUCGGAGCAUCCGGUGUAAAAGAAGCGCCCACUCGUAUGGUGAUCAAUCAGCUCACCCGAAUCGGCCAUGAAGCAUCUGAAUAUGAUGACUCCAGGUUUGAAGCGAGUGCACGAUUUGAUCCAGAUUCGGGCGUUAGCUUGUGGUGCCAAAUGGAUAAUAAAAAUGUUACCAUGGUAUGGCACAGUCAUCUAUUUCUGUCCGAUCACAUCAGACAAGUACAUCCAGACACCACUAAUGUGGACCAUCUUCAGAAAUCUAGUACACGAUCCCGCAUAGUUCGAUCGACUUUGACUGACGGAUCCCGAGUAACGUCUCCGAAGUCGGCCAAACAGCAUCAGACGCUCUCACCUAUUCACAACAUGAAAGAGAAGGCGAAACACGUCGGUGCAUCACAAUCCCCUCUUCAUAUGCUGUAUCCAACACCGCCUUUUGGAGACCGGCCCCUUCCAAAUGUCGUUCUCCGUCUCAUAAAUCUCACUACCGACAAAGUGCGGAUGAUUGAUUUCAGCGGGAAUCUGAUGGGGAACCAACCGUUGGCCAGUGAUGGGGUGGAGGACGGUGCUUUGGUACGAUUCUGGUUUCCACCUUACUUGAAUGAACGGCAUUUGCAGGUGUAUCCGCUUCUAAUCAACGUGUAA
This is a messenger RNA of Dicrocoelium dendriticum, 1536 nucleotides long. The record is from the annotation of a GenBank genome assembly. NCBI's taxonomy places the organism in Eukaryota, Metazoa, Platyhelminthes, Trematoda, Plagiorchiida, Dicrocoeliidae.